Molecule: messenger RNA, 596 nt
Organism: Equus caballus (horse)
Lineage: Eukaryota; Metazoa; Chordata; Mammalia; Perissodactyla; Equidae
Gene: NPY
Product: neuropeptide Y
Biological process (GO): neuropeptide signaling pathway; feeding behavior
Cellular component (GO): extracellular region
Molecular function (GO): neuropeptide Y receptor binding; neuropeptide hormone activity
Source: RefSeq, a predicted model, not a curated record
GCCAUAAAAGCCCUGUUGCAACCCGCUCUCGACACCCCAUCCUCCGGCUCUCACCGCUCCAAGAGGCGCGCCGGACAGCAGAGCACCCGCCGCCCAGCCACGCCCGCCCACCAGCCUGCCACCAUGCUGGGUAGCAAGCGACUGGGGCUGUCCGGACUGACCCUCGCCCUGUCCAUGCUCGUGUGUCUGGGCGCGCUGGCCGAGGCGUACCCCUCCAAGCCUGACAACCCGGGAGAGGACGCGCCGGCGGAGGACUUGGCCAGAUACUACUCGGCGCUGCGACACUACAUCAACCUCAUCACCAGGCAGAGAUACGGAAAACGAUCUAGCCCUGAGACACUGAUUUCAGACCUCUUGAUGAGAGAAACCACAGAAAACGUUCCCAGAACUAGGCUCGAAGACCCUUCUAUGUGGUGAUGGGGAAUGAAACUUGCUCUCCGGUCUUUGCCUGUUUUUCAACCCAUACUUCAUCUUGUAAAACUAGAGUCUGCCGGUCCUCCCAAUGCAUGAAGCCCCUGUGCUCAACUCUGCAGAGUUUCCCUUUGUCGUCAUUGUAUAUAUGUGCAUUUAAAUAAAAUACCAUGCAUUCGAACGUG